This is a messenger RNA of Varanus komodoensis (Komodo dragon), 1620 nucleotides long. It is a transcript of the gene LRP11, whose product is annotated as LDL receptor related protein 11. The record is from RefSeq and is a predicted model, not a curated record. Gene Ontology annotation, molecular function: protein binding; serine-type endopeptidase inhibitor activity. Bases 1 to 1620 code for a protein of 539 amino acids. NCBI's taxonomy places the organism in Eukaryota, Metazoa, Chordata, Lepidosauria, Squamata, Varanidae. The transcript is spliced from 8 exons.
AUGGCUGCGCAGGUGCCCGGGCCGCCGAGCCGCCUGCUUCCCCUCUGGCCGCCGCUGCUCCUCCUGCUGCUGGCGGCGCCGCAGUCGCCGUCUGCGGAGCGAAGAUCCCCGGUGGUGGCGGGCGUGGAGUCGCUGUUGGAGGAGUUCCGCCACCAGCUGCAGCAAGAGCAGGACCCAUCUGGCGGCCGCGGCAACGCGCGGACGGAGGCGGCGGGCCGCUGUCGAGGAGGGGGCGGCAGGCCGUCGAGCGGCGGCGACGACGGGAGCUUUUUCUCGGCCAGGCCCGACUCCAUCAUCCGCACCAAGGACUCCAUCGCGGCGGGCGCCACGUUCCUCGGCUCCCCGGGCUCGGUGGCGGGCCCGCGGCAGUGCCUGGACGCCUGCUGCGCCGAGGCCCGCUGCACCCUGGCCGUGCUGCAGCAGCAGCAACGGUCGCCGCCCGCCUCGUUCCGCUGCUACCUCUUCAACUGCACGUACCGCGGCCGCGCCGUCUGCCUCUUCUCCCCGCAGCUCGGCUACAGCAGCUACUUCUUGGAACCCAGCAGUCUGCCUCCCGCCCCGGAAAUGGAUGAACCUCCCCUCAGCAAGGCAGGGAAGGACAUUAUCCUUCAGUUGCCUGUUGACUGGGUGAUCCUGGAUGGCCGAGAAAGUAUAGAUGACCAUGGAAUCAUACAAUAUGACUGGACAAUGCUUCAAGGUGCCCCUUCAGUUGAUAUGAAGGUACCUCAACCAGGAACUCUGAAGCUCUCCCAUUUGCAAGAAGGUAAAUACAUGUUGCAGUUGACUGUGACGGACACUUCUGGGCAAAGGAGUUCGGAUAAUGUCUCAGUGACGGUGCUUCCAAUGGUUCACUCCGGGUUAGGAUGUGUUGGGGUUUGUUCACGCUACCAGUUUCUCUGUGAUGAUGGCUGCUGCAUUGAUAUCACCUAUGCCUGUGAUGGAGAAAUGCAGUGUCCUGAUGGAUCUGAUGAAGCUUUUUGUCAGAAAUUUAAUUCAGGACAGAAGACAAUAGCUCACACAGCCAUGAGCUCCGUCCAGCAAAAUACCAUUGGACUAACUAAAGAUGCUAACAAGGACCCCACAUUUGAAAUCACCCAGAAAACUACUGUAAGCAGUCAUGCAGCUGAUAUAGAAAAGUUCAAACAAUCACCCUCUCAGGGACCAAAAAAGCAAAAUACAGGAUUCAUGCCAGAGCAAUGCUUGCUGCCACCUGCUGCCGGCCCAUGUAAUGGACAUUUCCCUCGCUGGCAUUUUGAUGCUUUGUCGGGCAGUUGCAUGCAUUUCAUCUAUGGUGGAUGCAAAGGCAAUGAAAACAACUUCCUUCAAGAAUCUGACUGCCUUGAAGAAUGUGUAAAAUCUCAUGAUCCUAGAACCUCAGGGAAAGACACAGAUGAUAAGCAUGAAAAUGACAUUGUGGUAUUAAAAGGCACUGAAAUUGAAAAGAGCUAUCCAGUCCCAGAAACAGGUGCUGUACUCCCAUUGGCGCUAGGGUUGGCCAUCAGUGCUUUGUUGCUGCUCAUGGUAGCAUGUCGAUUACGUCUCGUGAGACAGAAACUUAAGAAAGCUCGGCCCAUUAUGUCAGAGGAAUCCGAUUACCUCAUAAAUGGGAUGUAUCUCUAA